Molecule: messenger RNA, 2485 nt
Organism: Anguilla anguilla (European eel)
Lineage: Eukaryota; Metazoa; Chordata; Actinopteri; Anguilliformes; Anguillidae
Gene: zdhhc23b
Product: zinc finger DHHC-type palmitoyltransferase 23b
Exons: 6
Coding region: 426-1658 (410 amino acids)
Biological process (GO): protein targeting to membrane; peptidyl-L-cysteine S-palmitoylation
Cellular component (GO): Golgi apparatus; endoplasmic reticulum
Molecular function (GO): protein-cysteine S-palmitoyltransferase activity
Source: RefSeq, a predicted model, not a curated record
AACAGAUAGUUUUCCAAACCCAUAGCUGAACGCGUCGGAAAGAUACAUCUUCGUGAACCCGCACGUUGGACGCACUCUCGUGGCACCACCCAUCAACAGGAACAUCAAGUGGAGUGUAGUCCACGCUGUUUGUAUGGUGAACAAUAGUGAAACACCUUGAAGCGUGUUUAGUACGACUGAAAUCAUAUAAGAAGGAAAUAUCUGUCCUGAUGUUAUCAGAAUACAUCUAAAAGCUGACACGAUUUUCUCAAGGAACGUUGUAACUCCCCAUGUCACACAGCCUUCACCCCAGCUGAUCCUGGAUCCUCUCCGAGAAUCGUACCCCACAAUGUCUCUUAAACUGGGCCAAAGCAUUGAAGUUGGUUUGCUCAAGUUUGCUGAAAAAGGCUUGUGAGUGUGUACAAUAGACUGAAAGGCCAGCCAUUAUGGCGAAGAGAGCCAGAAAGGCAGCAGAGCCAGAAGAUCCUCUGUGCUGCUGUGAGUUUGUGAACCAUGAAGGGGAACGGACUCACAUGGCAGCCUGCUUCUGUGACUGUGAGCACCUGGAUCAGGCCUGUGAUAGGUGGCUCAAGGGGGAGGCCCAGAAAGAGGGCGCCCUCUCGCAGGUGGUUGCGGUAGUGCAGGACAGACUGCGGGUGCCCUGGCUCUAUGGGGCAAGGCAGGUCGACCUGUCUGUCAUUCCGCCACUGGUGUUGCUCCCUGUCCUACUGCGCCUGGCAGCACUGCACUUGUUCCUGGGUGUGUUGGUGAUGAUUGGGCUGCCAGUGCUGGUGCUGUGGUACUACUAUGCAACGCACCGGAGGAAGGGCCGAAGCCUCUUUUUCCUCAGCCUCGCUCUUUUCUCCCUCGGCUACAUGUACUACCUCUUCCUCACGGAGGUGGUGCCGCGAGGUGACGUAGGCCUCCUGCAACUCUGUACUGUGACGAUAGGUGUGGUGUUCACCUUGUUCUUCCUCGCCCUGACCAAGAGGGACCCGGGGUAUUUGAAGCCCCACCCAGCUGACACCCAAAACAGUGUGAUCGACCAUGGCGGUCCACCUGAGCUCGCCUGCGCCCCCCGCAAUGGCGUAAGUCCGGCGGAGCAGUUGUACGCGAGGCCCAGUGAGAGCGCGAAGAGUAACUGGUGUCACACCUGCAGGGUCGUGCAGCCUCCUCGAGCAGGGCACUGCCGAAUCUGUGGCUUCUGUGUUCGCCGCUUGGACCACCACUGUGUCUGGAUUAACAGCUGCGUGGGACAGGCCAAUCACCGCUGCUUCCUGCUGACGCUCCUCCUCUUCCUGUUAACAUCAGUGUAUGGGAUAAGCCUGGUUCUACGCAGUGUGUGUCCCAAGCAGAACACGCUGUUUGCCCUACUGUACUGCCCUGGAGUCUAUACCCAGUACAGCACGGCAUUGUGUUUCACCUGUUCCUGGUACUGCAGCAUUGUGACAGGGGGGUUGCUGCACCUGCUCGUAGUGCAGUUCUUCAAUGUCAGCUACAAUGUGACAGAGCGUGAGGCACGACUAGCCCUACGUCAGAAGCAGGGACGAAGACACCUGUGGGGCCUCAUCGUCGAUACCGGGACCUACUCGCGUGGUUUUCUCGGCAACUGGACCGAGUUCUUGACCAUGAGUUCUUCCACUGAUGGCCCCUCCUUAAGCCUUACUGACCUUGUGUAGCACCCUGUUUCUCGUACGUCAAAGACGUGGGAUUUAUGCAGCUGCAAAAAAUAUUUUGCCAUGGUGCUGAUGGGUGGUGAAAUUCAAUUCUGCAAUCUCAGUACAUGUGCAUGCACACUUAGCUUCACCUCCUGUCAGCACUUGUGCAGUUCCCUUUUGUUUUGGGUUGGUGUGGUUGGCUUCCUGGCUUUUCCACUGUAUAUCGCUGGAUGGCAGUAUGGUAUCACUAGCCAACAUGCAGACAAACUCUAAUGGUGUAUAUUUGGUCACAUAUAUACUAUAGAUAUUAGGCAUUUGAGGUUUAGCACAAUACUGCCCUUGCAUUACAUUUAUAGGGACUCAUCUCUCAUUAUCUUCUCUGUGCCUUGUUACUGAAUUUCUGCACAUUGGUUGCCCAGAAAUGUGGUGAUAUCAGUCAGUAAAAUGCAGUGCUCUCACUGGUUGCAAGUGACACUGGCCCAUAUUUUGACACUUGACGUUUUUAAGUGUGAGUUUGUGUGUGCAUUGCUUUACUGCUGGUAUAAUUGACCUCAUAUUUACAUUUCUGCACUAUGCAUCAGAAUGCCCUCACAGCCCCCCUUAAUGGCAGCUGUUAAUACAACAUACUAUUUGGUUUGGUAGUUUGAAAACUAAGGAAGUUUGGAAACAGGUGACGUGACAGUGAUCAUGCCAAUGCUGAUUUUCAUCAUUCAGUUUUGCAUGGAUUACUGUAGCAACAGAAUAACCCAGAAUAUGCAACUGAUAUCUUAUGAAUGAAUGAAUAUUUUUGAAUGUAUGAAGUGUUUAAUGUUAUAUAAUCACUGUCAUAAAUAUUUUGACAAAUGAGA